Messenger RNA from Linnemannia hyalina, 1080 nucleotides. The record is from the annotation of a GenBank genome assembly. NCBI's taxonomy places the organism in Eukaryota, Fungi, Mortierellomycota, Mortierellomycetes, Mortierellales, Mortierellaceae.
AUGGUCACAACCCGGAAUAGAAGCAGGAACCCAUCCCUCACACAGGUGGAAAUGGAGCUCCCUCAACCCACAAGACCCCGCCGCGCUCGGCAGACCAAACCAAAGCCAGUCAUCGUUCAGGACGCGGAGGAGUCAGAGACAGUUGAAAGUUCGUCCCCUACGUCCUCACCCGAGUCAAGGAGUCCACCAUCAGAACCCGAGGAGCCUCUGUCGCCAGUGGAAGUCCCCAGGAAGUCGCCACUGAACGUGUCCGUGUCGUCAAAGAAGUCAGAACAGUACGACGAGGAGGAGAACGAGGAAGAAGACGGACACGAGGAGGAAGAGGCGCAGGCAGUUCCCGGUGACGAGCAACAGUCAGAGUCAGCGGAGUCAGAGGAUGAAUCAGAGGAGGAGGACGACGAUGAUGAUUAUGAAGAUUUGGACGCACUUUUGGUCAAAGCUCAGGCAUCGCUGAAGAGGAAGGCCACAUUUGAAGAGAAGAGCAACGAGCCCAUGUUCAACUUUCCCAAGCUCCAGACGGGAUUGAAGGACAAGAACGUGUACAUCACGCAGGAGAACGGACGAGCCAAGGUCGCUGUGGACAAUGUCAUCGUUGUUGACAAGGGCAGCAAGACUGGAAAUAAGGCUGCCCUUGAGACCUGCGAGGUCAACAUGAACGCCGAGAAGGUGCACGUCAGUAAGCGUCAGAAGCAAGAGGAGAGAGAGAAGACGACAGGGAAAAAGUGGUUUGAUAUGCCACAGCAGGUGUUGACACCUGAGUUGAGACGGGACUUGCAGAUUUUGAGACUGAGGAAUGUGUUAGACCCUAAACGGUUCUACAAGCGUGCGGAGAAGGGCAAGCCCAGGUUCCCAAAGUACUUCCAGGUGGGCACCAUUAUCGAGGGCAAUACCGAGUUCUACUCUUCUCGUUUGAGCAAGAAGGAGCGUGCAACGACCAUUACGGGCGAGGUGAUGAAGGAUAUUGCUGGACGGGAUUACUACAAGCGCAAGUUUGAUGAGAUUCAAGUGGUCAAGCAGUCUGGUGGUAAAAAGUUCAACAAGAAGGGCAAGGGCAAGCAGAGCAAGUCCUGGCGCAAGUAG